AUGUUGAAUAUGUACGGCAUUGUGAUAUUGAGUUUCGUAUUUGUCAGACUAUCGGCAGGCUACGAUAUCGAACUAUGCAAAGACUAUGGUCAAUAUUUAGUGGAAUGUUGCAAGAAUGAGUUUCCAACAAACAGAGUUACGGUACCAGAUGAUAUAUCGGAAUGCCAUUCUAAGAAUCUUUCACGGUGCGAGCAAGAUAUGUGUGAAUCUAAAAAAAUGGGUUUUGCUACCGAUGAUGGUAAGCUAGACACAGUCAAAUUGGUGCACAUCAUGUUCAAAAAAGUUGAAGAUGACCCAAGUUUAAUGGCUGAUGUCACAUCAAAAUGUAUUAAAGGUGAUUUCAGGAUUUACGCAACCGAUAAAGAAUGUGAUCCCAUGAAAUUUUUUCGUUGCCUUUCAAUGCAGUGGUUAAAACGCUGUACAAACUGGGAUGACAGUUCCAGAUGUCAGGAAUUUAAGGGAUUCGUUCAAGAAUGUGUGAAUUUCUUUCCAUGA
This is a messenger RNA of Helicoverpa zea (corn earworm), 495 nucleotides long. RefSeq lists its product as uncharacterized. NCBI's taxonomy places the organism in Eukaryota, Metazoa, Arthropoda, Insecta, Lepidoptera, Noctuidae. The coding region runs from base 1 to 495 and encodes 164 amino acids. The transcript has 5 exons. The record is from RefSeq and is a predicted model, not a curated record.